Messenger RNA from Notolabrus celidotus (New Zealand spotty), 1880 nucleotides. RefSeq names its product 5-hydroxytryptamine (serotonin) receptor 1A a (gene htr1aa). Gene Ontology annotation, molecular function: G protein-coupled serotonin receptor activity. Gene Ontology annotation, cellular component: plasma membrane. Gene Ontology annotation, biological process: regulation of behavior; regulation of vasoconstriction; adenylate cyclase-activating adrenergic receptor signaling pathway. The record is from RefSeq and is a predicted model, not a curated record. The transcript has a single exon. The coding region runs from base 227 to 1504 and encodes 425 amino acids. NCBI's taxonomy places the organism in Eukaryota, Metazoa, Chordata, Actinopteri, Labriformes, Labridae.
CGCAGUACCAGUGAGCGCACCCGACUGUCAACGCUCGCAACCCCCUCACACACACACACACACAUACACACACACGUCUGCGUCAUGCGUCCUGGAAGAGACGGCACGAACGCGGUAACUCCGAUGGAUGCCGGCAAAACGCACAGCAGUAGUAUCAGCAGCAGUCUGAGAGGCUGACUGUUUCCUGCUUAUCCGGGGAAAGUUGCGCUCCUGGCGUGGUCGCAGUAUGGAUUUCUUAACCACAAGCAGCAACGACAGCAAUGCCACCAGCGGUUACCCUGAGGGGGCGGACGUGGUGGCCGACUGGGGCGCGAGUGAGAAUGGCACGGGAUCUCGGUCCCUGCCAGAUCUGCAGCUGAGUUACCAGAUUAUCACCUCUCUGCUCCUGGGGGCCCUCAUCCUUUGCUCCAUAUUUGGCAACUCGUGCGUCGUGGCAGCCAUCGCCCUGGAGAGAUCUCUCCAGAAUGUGGCCAACUAUCUGAUCGGAUCCCUCGCCGUCACAGACCUCAUGGUUUCGGUAUUGGUUUUGCCAAUGGCGGCCCUCUACCAAGUUUUGAGCAAGUGGACACUCGGGCAGGGGAUCUGUGAUGUAUUCAUCUCUCUGGAUGUACUGUGCUGCACCUCAUCCAUCCUGCAUCUGUGCGCAAUAGCCUUGGACAGGUACUGGGCCAUAACAGACCCCAUAGACUAUGUAAAUAAACGGACACCGAGGCGAGCUGCGGUCCUGAUAAGCGUCACCUGGCUAAUUGGUUUCUCCAUCUCUAUUCCGCCUAUGUUAGGCUGGAGGAGCGACGAGGACAGAGCGAACCCUGAUGCCUGCGUGAUCAGCCAGGACCCAGGCUACACCAUCUACUCCACAUUUGGAGCUUUUUACAUCCCUCUCAUCCUCAUGCUGGUCCUGUACGGGAGAAUAUUCAAAGCAGCUCGCUUUCGGAUUCGAAAGACAGUGAAAAAGCCCGAAAAAGUGAAAGUGUCAGACACGUGCUUGAGUGUGUCUCCGGCUAUCUUCCACAAGAAAACAAACGGCGAGGCCGGGGUCAAAGGCUGGAAGCUCAGCGACGACUCCAAACCAAGCUCUCCGUGCGUAAACGGCGCGGUGAAGCACGGAGAGGAAGGGGAGUCACUGGAGAUCAUAGAAGUUCUCAGCAACUCUAAGACGCACCUGCCUCUGCCCAACACGCCUCAGUCCUCGCAGGGAUAUGAAAACAUGAAUGAAAAGAACUCUGCGAAGAGGAAGAUCGCGCUGGCCAGAGAGCGUAAAACGGUGAAAACUCUCGGGAUCAUCAUGGGAACUUUCAUCUUCUGCUGGCUGCCGUUUUUCAUCGUCGCGCUGGUGCUGCCUUUCUGUGCAGAUAACUGCUACAUGCCCGACUGGCUGGGCGCAGUCAUAAACUGGCUGGGCUACUCCAACUCCCUCCUCAACCCAAUCAUAUAUGCCUACUUCAACAAAGACUUCCAAAAUGCUUUCAAGAAAAUUAUUAAAUGCAAAUUCCACAGACACUGAUCAAACACAAAGCAAAACUGUGGAGUAUUUGUUAAACGGACAGCAGGAAACGGAACAGCAAAAAUGAUAACCAAGACUUUUAUUCAGGGACAGUCUCUGUUCCGGAUGUGUUCAAGGACCGUGUAAAAAGGAAAAUCCGGGGUCACUGAUGAAACGAGACAUAAAGCAGGACUUUUGCUCUAAAUGUACAAGCUCAUGUUUAUUCAGUGUUGUAGCUACAGUAUAUAGCCUAUGUGCGACGGCAGCCAUUGUUGUAUUGCCAUGCAAGACGUGUCAUGUGCUGAUUUCAUGCAUUUUACCAUGAGACACGCGGGGGUUUUCCGUCCUACACGUCAUGAGCUUUGUAGCACUGAAACAAUAAAAGCAAUCAAAAUUU